Molecule: messenger RNA, 1998 nt
Organism: Durio zibethinus
Lineage: Eukaryota; Viridiplantae; Streptophyta; Magnoliopsida; Malvales; Malvaceae
Product: Eukaryotic aspartyl protease family protein
Biological process (GO): proteolysis
Molecular function (GO): aspartic-type endopeptidase activity
Source: RefSeq, a predicted model, not a curated record
UUGCUUUAUCAACACUUAUACCUUAACUCCUUUUAAAUUCUUCCAACUUUUGAUUUAUUCCUCUAUUUAUCGACUUCCUUGUGCUUGGAAUAACUUGUUUAUGGUUUAGAUUUUGUUCCAAAGCCCACCACAGCAAUUCUCCAAUCCCAUCUAAGAAGAAGGGAAGGGAAGGGAAGGGAAUCAAUCAAAGAACCUAAUCAAAUGGCAACACAAACAAAUGAAGAAACCUCGUUUUGAUUAGCAUAUUAUUAUUCAGAAAUACUAUGAAUUUGAAGAACCAAGCAAUUCCCAUGAAUUCUUUACCUGCAAGAAAAACACCCAUCAAGGCAUAUUUAUAAACACACAAAAGGCCAAACCAGAAUAAAACUAAAGUCUUAUUUUGUUUCUUUCUGACAUUUUUAUCACAACAAAUAGCAAACUUAAAGUUCCACCUGGGUUUCAAUUCAAUCACUUGCCAUCAAAGAGGGAAGUUAAAAGAGAGAUAAAUGGGAAAAGGGCAAGUGAAUGUGUUGAUGCUGUUACUGUUUUUGACUCUCUGUUCAGCUUCUGAUCAGAAAUGGAGGAAAGCUAUGAUUUCAGCUGAAAAGGCGACCUCUCUGGUGAUGAAUAGAGUUGGGUCCUCCAUUCUGUUUCCAAUUCAUGGAAAUGUGUAUCCAACAGGGUACUAUAAUGUUACCAUCAAAAUAGGUCAGCCUCCAAAGCCCUACUUUCUUGAUCUUGAUACCGGAAGUGACCUGACAUGGCUCCAAUGUGAUGCUCCCUGCGUCCAUUGUGUUGAGGCACCUCAUCCAUUUUACCAACCCAGCAAUGACCUAGUGGCCUGUAGAGAUCCACUUUGUGCAGCAUUGCACCCACCCGGUGACUACAAAUGUGAAAGCCCAGAACAAUGUGACUACGAGGUCGAGUAUGCAGAUGGUGGUUCAUCCCUUGGAGUCCUUGUGCGAGAUGUGUUUUCUUUAAACUAUACAAAUGGAAUCCAACUCAGUCCUCGUCUAGCCCUAGGCUGCGGGUAUGAUCAAAUUCCAGGUGCAUCGCGUCAUCCCUUAGAUGGAAUACUUGGACUUGGAAGGGGAAAAUCCGGCAUUGUGUCACAGCUCCAGAGUCAGGGCUUGGUGCGAAACGUUGUUGGCCACUGUUUGAGUGGAAAAGGUGGAGGGUUUCUUUUCUUUGGGGAUGGCCUCUAUGAUUCUUCACGUGUGACCUGGACAUCAAUGUCACAGGAGUUUACCAAGUACUACUCUCCAGGGAUUGCAGAACUACAUUUCGGUGGGAAAGCUACUGGCAUUAAAAAUCUAAUUGUAGUUUUUGACAGUGGGAGCUCUUACACUUACCUUAAUUCCCAGGCUUAUCAAACAUUAACUGUUUUGUUGAAGAAAGAAUUAGGUGGAAGGUCGCUAAAGGAAGCCCCAGAGGACCAGACACUCCCACUAUGUUGGAAAGGACGAAAGCCUUUCAAAAAUGUAAAGGAUGUCAAGAAAUACUUCAAGACCAUAGCUUUGGCCUUUGCAAGCAGUGGUAGAACAAAAACCCAGUUUGAAUUACACCCUGAAGCUUAUCUUAUAAUAUCAAAUAAGGGAAAUGUUUGCCUGGGAAUUCUAAAUGGAACACAAGUAGGGCUGCAAAAUUUAAAUGUGAUUGGAGACAUAUCAAUGCAAGACAGAAUGGUGAUCUAUGACAAUGAGAAGCAAGUGAUUGGAUGGACCCCUGCAAAUUGUGAUCAACUUCCAAGGUCCAUAACUGCUAAUAUGUGAAAAUUAUAACCAAAACUCUCUUUAUCCUUGUGUCUUCAUCUUAGAUUGAUGUAUAAGAUUACAUCACCCUAGGCCUGCUGUCAAGAAUUUCGAGCCAGGAAGGGUUUUACUAUGUUUAUUUGUAUAAUCACCCACGUAUAUUCUUUUCUUUAAAAAAAAAAAGUGUACUAUAUAUCAAUAAAAAGUUUAUUGUCUAUUGUGUGAAUGACUAUUAAAAUUGGCACCACAAAAUAAUUAACCUUUUGAU